Molecule: messenger RNA, 1805 nt
Organism: Maylandia zebra (zebra mbuna)
Lineage: Eukaryota; Metazoa; Chordata; Actinopteri; Cichliformes; Cichlidae
Source: RefSeq, a predicted model, not a curated record
UCUCUCCCUUUAUGCAAAUGUGUGUCCAGAACUCGGCUGUGUCCCACACAUCAGGCUUUAAUAGCAGCUACGUUCAGGUGACAUGGAGAUCAGAACCAUCAAGAGACAUCAAAGCUGUUCAUUUCUGUGCAUCCUUUGUGCAGAAUUCUACAACAUUUUGGAUCAAUGUGACGAGCCCUGUCCUGACCUUCACUAACGGCAGAGCUGCUAGAUCUGCAGGUGCCCUCACUACAUCCACUGACAAUGGCAGUUUACAACCUGGAUCACUUGUUAAAUCAGCUGGACCCAUCUCUAGUGCUGACUGUGGGGUCACCAAGGUGUGCUUCAGUCAGCCUUCAAACUGUGACCCAGCAGUCAGUGCUAGCUGUUAUUUCAUGUCAGCCAAGAUGUUAGCCGGUGGUGAAGCUGUCCACUUUGAGAUGACUGGUCCUUAUGAAGGAUAUAUUGCUUUUGGAUUCUCUGAUGAUCAAAGAAUGGGAAAUGAUGACAUUUACGUUUGUGUUAUGAAAAGCAAUGGACAAGUUGAGGUGGAACAUAUGUAUUCAACAGGACGAUCAAAGCCACAAGUUCUUCCUCUGGGGAAUGUUUAUAAUAUAACAACGUCAUUGCAGAACAGUGUCAUCAGUUGUGUCUUUACUACCACAAACACAAUUUCUAUUGAGGGGACUUCUGGUUUCAACCAGUCCUACUACCUCUUGUUUUCCUAUGGACCCAGCAACAAUGGAUCAAUAAGAAUCCAUAUGGGUACCUUCACCAGCAAUAAAAGGAUCAAUAUUAAUAAUCCCCUUGUUGUUGGCAAAGAUGAUGUUCCUGAUAUCAUCAAAGCUCAUGGAUCACUCAUGCUGAUUGCCUGGAUGACCACAGGAUCACUCGGCAUGAUGGUUGCCCGAUAUCUAAAAAAAAUGGCCAAGGGAAAAAAAAUGUGCGACAAAGAUCUCUGGUUUAUGGUCCAUGUUGGAGCAAUGUGUCUGACGGUAGCAGCCACAAUCAUUGCUUUCAUCCUUGUGUUCGUUCAUUCUCAGGACUGGUCUGGGGGAGCACAUCCAGUGUUGGGGUGCCUGGUUAUGAUCCUCUCACUCAUCCAGCCUAUCGGGGCCUUGCUGCGCUGCGGACCACAACAUCACCUGAGGUAUCUGUUCAACUGGACACAUUUUUUAAAUGCGGUGGUAAUAAAAUCUAUAGCUGUGGCAGCCAUAUUUACAGGCCUGGACAGGAUUGACAGUGAUGAUGGGUGGCUAUUGAAAGUGAUGGGUGGCUUCUUUGCCUGGGAAGUUCUCUUCAUCAUCAUUUUGGAGGUCCAUGAUUGGGUAGUUAAACACAGAGAUGAUACUGCUGAUCAAAUGGAAUCAGCAUUGGUCAAAGGUGACAGUUGCCUGAUCGCUGUGUACCUUCUGGGAAACCUUUGCUUUUUGGUGGCACUUUUGGUUGGAAUUGGAGAAAAAUGAGCAGCAGCAGAAUCUUCCAGAGUGUUUCCCUGUAGUUUUGUUGAAUUUUAUCAUCAAUUUUAACAUACUUGAUGAGAGACUGCACUGGAAAUUCAGACCCACUGAUGCAUCAGUUGGCGAAUCCUGGAAAGUUUCUCAGUAAUGUCUUUAAAAAAUAUUACUUAUGUUUUUUUUCUCUUUUGCUUUUAGUUGAUAAUUAAGGUGUACUUUCAAUCAGCAUUCAAUUUCACUGGGCCAAGCAUUACUGUCGUGUGUGUGUGUGUGUGUGUAUAAUAUGUCUCACAGUUGCAAAGAAAGAAGUAGUUUCAGUCGCCUUUAGCCUCCACUCUGGCUGCCAGGUAAACCAGUUUCGUUUUACAA